This is a messenger RNA of Penicillium subrubescens, 762 nucleotides long. Its product is annotated as SDR family oxidoreductase. The transcript is spliced from 4 exons. Bases 1 to 762 code for a protein of 253 amino acids. Lineage: Eukaryota; Fungi; Ascomycota; Eurotiomycetes; Eurotiales; Aspergillaceae. The record is from RefSeq and is a predicted model, not a curated record.
AUGGCAUCCUACCUGGUCACCGGCUCAUCAAGAGGUCUCGGCCUAGCUCUAGUGUCCCGCCUAGCCUCCCUGCCCUCCGCACAAGUAGGCAAGAUAAUCGCGACCGCGCGCCAGGACAAUUCGCCUCAACUCACGGAGCUCGUGAACACCUCAUCUGGCCGAGUUGAGCUGGUCAAAUUGGAUGUAACAAAUAAGUCCAGCAUCCAAGAAGCAGCUAAAUUGGUGGAGGGGAAGUUGCAAGGGAAGGGGCUGGACUAUCUCAUCAAUAAUGCGGGCUUGAUGGAUUGGAGUUCGACUGGGUUGGAGGGAAUGGAUAACUUGAAUGAUAUCUUCCAUACGAACGUUACCUCUGUUCAUAAUGUCACGCAAGCCUUUCUACCUCUAUUGCGCAAGGGCGAGAAGAAAGUUGUCAUCAAUAUAUCAACAACACUGGGCUCCUUCGCAAAAGCCGAGGUCUACAGACAAUCCCCCACACCCGCCUACAAAAUAUCCAAAGCCGCACUGAACAUGUUGACAGUGCAAUAUGCUCAGCAAUACGAGGCCGAGGGGUUUACAUUAUUAGCUAUCAGUCCAGGUUGGCUACGUACCGACCUGGGCAGCGCUCGAGCAGAUCUGCCAGUGGAGACUGGAGCAGAGAAGGUUCUGGAUAUCGUGCAGCAAACUGGACCCCAUCAGAAUGGGAAGUUUUUGAAUAUUCAUGUCCCUGGUUGGGAGAAUGCGUCCGGGAAUAAUCAGUAUGAUGGGGAGGAGGUAGCUUGGUAG